UCUCCACUUUGAGCUGGUGAAGAAUGGGAGAGAUAGAAGGAACAUACAGAGUCCUGCAGACUGCAGGCACACGCCUUGGGAGCCAGACCCCUGUGGGUGUGAGCACCCUGGAGCCAGGGCAGGCACUGUCAUCCAGAAUGCAGGACAAGUGUCUGCACAUCCACGUGAAGCUGCUGGACAACACCGUGGAGAUGUUUGACAUUGAGCCUAAAUGUGACGGCCAGAAGUUGCUCACACAAGUGUGGAAGCAUUUGAAUCUGAUCGAAUGUGACUACUUUGGGUUGGAGUUUCAGGACAUUCAGUCCCACUGGAUUUGGCUUGAACCUAUGAAACCCAUCAUUAGACAAGUACGAAGGCCAAAGAACACAGUGCUUCGCCUGGCUGUAAAAUUUUUCCCACCUGAUCCUGGUCAGUUGCAAGAAGAAUAUACCAGGUACUUGUUUGCCUUGCAACUAAGAAGGGACCUUCUGGAGGAGCGCUUGACCUGCACUGCCACCACUGCAGCCCUGCUCAUUUCCCACCUUCUCCAGUCCGAAAUAGGAGAUUAUGAUGAAACUCUGGACCGAGAGCACCUCAAAUCCAACAAGUACUUGCCCACCCAGGAGCACCUUUUGGGAAAGAUACUAGACUUCCAUCAGGGACACACGGGCCAGACGCCUGCUGAGUCCGAUUUCCAGGUACUGGAGAUUGCUAGAAAGCUGGAAAUGUAUGGCAUCAGGUUUCACACAGCUUCUGACCGGGAGGGGACCAAGAUCAACCUGGCAGUCUCUCACAUGGGUGUCCUCGUAUUCCAGGGGACCACCAAAAUAAACACCUUCAACUGGUCCAAGGUCCGUAAACUAAGCUUCAAGAGGAAAAGAUUUCUUAUCAAACUCCACCCGGAGGUCCAUGCAAUUCACAGUGGAAGAACUCAAAAACAAUUAGUAGACUAUGUCAAAGAGGGUGGAACGAAGAGAACUCCGUAUGAAAGGCGGCACAGCAAGACCCGAACAUCUUUCCGUGCUCUGGCUACAGACUUGCCCAAACAGAGCAUCUCAUUCACCGAGGGCUUCAGGACUUCAGCCUCCUUGUCUUCAGCAAAUGCCUCCUUUUACCCACUCUCCACCUCCCCUUUGGCUCCUCCUGGUCUGCCCAAUUCCAAAGACAGCAGCUACUCCCUUGAAGAUCCUCAGGCUGCCUACAUCAAGAGUGCAGCAGCAGAGAGGAGCGGAGGAGCCGUGGCCGACAGCCCCAGCACUCAGUCAGCCUACCUCCCUGGACCCCCUGCGCUCCAGCCUGGUCCAGGCCUUUCCGUGGACAGCCCUCAGCCUUCACCCUCAAGCCAGAGGAGCCUGCAGAGCCUGAGCCCCGCGCGCCAGGCGGGCCUGGGCCCGGCCGAGCAGGCCUUGUCCCCUGUUGUGAGCCCUGUCCUUAGCAGUGCUGGUGGAAGGUGCAUGGAUGACCAAGAGGAGCUGAGACACAAGCGUGUGCCAGAAGAUGAGGCCUAUUUCAUAGCAAAGGAGAUCCUCUCGACAGAGCGGACAUACCUGAAGGAUUUAGAAGUCAUUACUGUGUGGUUCCGCAGUGCUGUGGUCAAGGAGGACGCCAUGCCUGCAGCCCUCACGACGCUGCUCUUCUCCAACAUCGAUCCUGUCUACGAGUUCCACAGAGGCUUCCUCCACGAGGUGGAACAGAGGCUGGCACUCUGGGAAGGGCCCAUCAGUGCCCAGGUGAAAGGCGAUCACCAGCGAAUUGGGGACAUCCUGCUCAGAAACAUGCGUCAGUUAAAGGGGUUCACCAGUUACUUCCAGAGACACGAUGAGGUCCUGAUGGAGCUGGAAAAGGCGUCCAAGGGCUGCCGGAAGCUGGAGGCCGUGUAUAGGGAGUUUGAGCUCCAGAAGGUCUGCUACCUGCCCCUCAACACAUUCCUGCUGAAGCCCGCUCAGCGGCUGGUGCACUACCGCCUGCUGCUCAGCCGGCUGUGUGCUCACCACCCGCCUGGACACCGGGACCACGCCGACUGCUGCGAUGCCCUGACGGCCAUCACAGAGGUGACGUCUGUGCUCCAGCGCAGCCUCGCCCGCAUGGAGCACCUGCAGAAGCUGAUGGAGCUACAGCGGGACCUGGUGGGCGUCGACAACCUCAUUGCUCCCGGCAGGGAGUUCAUCCGUGAGGGUUGCCUCCACAAACUUACCAAGAAGGGACUGCAGCAGAGGAUGUUCUUUCUGCUCUCAGACGUGUUGCUGUACACAAGCCAAGGUGUCACAGGGACCGGCCGCUUCCGGAUCCGGGGCCUCCUCCCACUCCGAGGCAUGCUGGUAGAAGAAAGUGAAAGCGAGUGGUCUGUUCCUCACUGCUUCACCAUCUACGCAGUUCAGAAAACGAUGGUGGUGGCCGCCAGCACCCAACUAGAGAAGGAGAAGUGGACACAAGACCUGAGUACAGCCAUCCAAGCAGCUGAGAGCAGCAGCAACCCACCACCAGAACUGGCCAGAGGCCCCACAUGCACCCACACCCCCAGAUCCUCCGACGAGCUCUCUCUGGAGCAGGAGUCAGAAGAGGAUGCCCCAUGCACCCGAGGAUCCCUGGAGGGGCCAGGCCAACACCGGACCAACACCACAAUGCAUGUGUGCUGGUACCGGAACACAAGUGUGUCUAGGGCGGACCACAGUGCAGCUGUUGAGAACCAACUUUCAGGAUAUCUGCUGAGAAAGUUCAAGAACAGCAAUGGCUGGCAGAAGCUCUGGGUAGUCUUCACCAACUUCUGCUUGUUCUUCUACAAAACCCACCAGGAUGACUACCCCCUUGCCAGUCUCCCGCUGCUGGGUUACAGUGUGAGUGUCCCUAAAGAAGAGGACAGCAUCCACAAAGACUACGUCUUCAAGCUUCAGUUCAAGUCUCAUGUCUACUUCUUCCGAGCCGAGAGCAAGUACACAUUUGAGAGGUGGAUGGAGGUGAUUGAGAGGGCCAGCAGCUCACGGGGAAGGCCCCCAAGCUCCACGCAAGACUGCCUGUGUCCCUCCCCAGGACUGCAGGGGACAGCCAGAGAAAAGGAGUGACGCGCCUGACCAGGACGGGGGCUACCAGGAGGGCCCAGGGCAUGAAGUGACCCCGCUUCAGACACUCAGGGCAUGGGUCCACAUCGCUUCAGACAAGCCCUGAAGCCUGUACCCAGGCUGUGCGGUGAGUCCCACUGCCUGCGACUUCUGAGGGAACUCCUGCCCAGAGCCUCGUAGCCUGGCCUACAGAAAGAUGAGAGUCCAGCAACAGCUACUCUGGACCCCACCAGCAUAACCAGAGGUUAAGACCCAAGUCCCCUGUGACCUAGAAGGGCAGUGUCUCCACCCUGUCAGCCCCAGUGCUCCUUGCCGGAAGUGUGCGCUUACAACUGCACUUAUGUAAGUUACAAUAAACCACCUCAGCUGGGGGCUGUGGCCACACCGGGAAUCCUAGCUGCUCUGGAGGCUGAGAUCUCAGGAUCCCUGUUCAGAGCCAGCCUGGGAUGGGAAAGUCUA
Messenger RNA from Dipodomys ordii (Ord's kangaroo rat), 3494 nucleotides. It is a transcript of the gene Farp2, whose product is annotated as FERM, RhoGEF and pleckstrin domain protein 2. Bases 24 to 3038 code for a protein of 1004 amino acids. Gene Ontology annotation, cellular component: cytoskeleton. Lineage: Eukaryota; Metazoa; Chordata; Mammalia; Rodentia; Heteromyidae. Gene Ontology annotation, molecular function: cytoskeletal protein binding; guanyl-nucleotide exchange factor activity. The transcript has 25 exons. The record is from RefSeq and is a predicted model, not a curated record.